Messenger RNA from Panicum hallii, 2277 nucleotides. RefSeq names its product AP2-like ethylene-responsive transcription factor AIL5. The transcript is spliced from 9 exons. Gene Ontology annotation, molecular function: DNA-binding transcription factor activity; DNA binding. NCBI's taxonomy places the organism in Eukaryota, Viridiplantae, Streptophyta, Magnoliopsida, Poales, Poaceae. Gene Ontology annotation, biological process: regulation of DNA-templated transcription. The record is from RefSeq and is a predicted model, not a curated record. The coding region runs from base 242 to 1666 and encodes 474 amino acids.
CUCCGUGUGUGAGCGUGAGCGGCUAGCUUUGGUAUGCGGAGCUGCCGUGUCUUCUCCUUCCUCUAUUUUAUCGCCCUCCGCCUCCCCAUUCUUCACCUCCCGAGAAAUCCCCUCGCCUAGCUCAGCGAGCACGGCUCGGUUUCUCACCUUCCCCCCGCGCUCGAUCGGGAAAAUAAACUCAUCUCGAGACCCAGGAGUUACCGUCGUCGAUUCAUCCCGUUCUGACCGCGGCCCCGGCGUCAUGGACACCUCGCAGCACUAUCCAUGGCUCAACUUCUCCCUCGCUCACCACUGUGAUCUCGAGGAGGAGGAGAGGGGCGCCGCGGCCGAGCUCGCCGCCAUCGCGGGCGCAGCCCCGCCGCCGAAGCUGGAGGACUUCCUCGGCGGAGGCAUCAACGGAGGAGGCGCCGGCGCCGGCGGCCCGGUGUCGGUAGCCGAGACGGCCGCGGCGGAGAUGUACGACUCGGACCUCAAGUUCAUAGCCGCCGCCGGCUUCCUGCAGAGCGGCGCGGUUGGGGCGGCGGCGCCGUCGCCGGUGUCUUCCCUCGAACAGGCUGACCCGAAGCUGGCCUUGCCGGCCGCGGCGGCUCCGGUGCCGGAGCAGAGGAAGGCCGUGGACUCCUUCGGCCAGCGGACGUCCAUCUACCGCGGCGUCACACGGCACCGGUGGACGGGCAGGUACGAGGCACAUCUGUGGGACAACAGCUGCCGGCGUGAAGGGCAGAGCCGCAAGGGCCGCCAAGUGUAUUUGGGUGGUUAUGAUAAGGAGGAGAAGGCGGCGAGGGCAUAUGAUCUUGCGGCACUGAAAUACUGGGGUCCUAGCACCACCACCAACUUUCCGGUUGCUGAAUAUGAGAAGGAGCUUGAGGAGAUGAAGAACAUGACUCGGCAAGAGUUUGUAGCUUCAUUAAGGAGGAAGAGCAGUGGAUUCUCUAGGGGUGCUUCUAUUUACAGGGGUGUCACCAGACAUCACCAGCAUGGGCGAUGGCAAGCAAGGAUAGGAAGGGUGGCCGGGAACAAGGACCUCUACCUUGGAACAUUCAGUACCGAGGAGGAAGCUGCAGAGGCCUAUGACAUUGCAGCCAUCAAGUUCCGCGGCCUGAAUGCCGUUACCAACUUUGAGAUCAGUCGGUACAACGUGGAGAGCAUAAUCAGCAGCAAUCUUCCGAUCGGAAGCAUGUCAGCCAGCAGUGGCCGGAGUGCCAAGGCCCUGGAGUCCACUCCAUCCAACUCCUCGGAUGCCAUGCCCGUGGAAGCCAGCACCGCGCCGCUGUUUGCUGCGCUUCCGGUGAAGUAUGACCAGCAGGACUACCUGUCGAUGCUCGCCUUGCAGCACCACCAGCAAGGAAACCUGCAGGGGCUAGGGUUCGGCCUCUACAGCUCCGGAGUGAAUCUGGAUUUUGCAAACUCUCAUGGCACUACUUCAUCGAUGGCCAACUGCUACACAAAUGGCACCGCCUCACACGAGCAGCACCAGCACCAUCAGCAGCUGCAAGAUCAGCAGCAGAAUCAGACGCACCAAAACUCCAGCAGCUGCUCCUCCCUACCAUUCGCCACGCCGAUUGCUUUCAGUGGGUCCUAUGAAAGCUCCAUGACGCCAGGUCCCUUUGGAUACUCCUACCCAAAUGUGGCAGCCUUUCAGACGCCGAUCUAUGGAAUGGAAUGAUUCGCGGUGGUGGCUGCUGGCAUUUGGCAUAUGCAAAAUUAAAGGGCAGAAGCCAUGAGAUGAAGACUGACAUGGCGCUCACACAAAAAACAUAAAGGGAGUGAAAGAGAGGUACCAGUAGUUUGAUGGAGACAUAGGAAGCAGCAUGCAGUGUGCAGGAGAGACACUGACGAUUGAGUCAGAGACGAGGGAGAAGACCCGAUCUGCUAACAACAAAAUGAUGGAUAUGCAGCUAGCUAUAGCAUAUUUGCUUUCCCUUUUGUAGCUUUGGUUUUUUUCCAGCUUUUAUCUGUCUGUCGUCGUUGCUGAGCUUUGUGGCCCUCAGCAGCCUGCCUUUGAAGCUUUCGCUUUCUACUGACAUGAUUCUGCAAGCGCCAUCAUAGCUUUAGCCAGCCCUGUACAAUGGAAGCAGGAACGUCAUCUUUGAUUUGUAGCUUUCCUUUUCUUUUCCGCUUUCCUUUCUGAUCCCUUUAGUUUGGCCCCCUGUUCUGCUAGUAUGAUUCAGAGGGGAUAAAUGUUCAAGCUCUCGUCUUGUGUACUGAUUACUGACCAAAGUCAGCAAGCAGCAUGUAACUCUGAAUUGUCAGUUAAGUUUUCGUGAUCGGUGAAUC